Messenger RNA from Metarhizium acridum CQMa 102, 1524 nucleotides. The record is from RefSeq and is a predicted model, not a curated record. NCBI's taxonomy places the organism in Eukaryota, Fungi, Ascomycota, Sordariomycetes, Hypocreales, Clavicipitaceae.
AUGGCAUCCCCCGGCUCUGCGGCCCCCAAGGGCGCGCCGCCCGCUCCCGUCGACGCCGUCCUCCGCAACACGCUCCGGUACACCAUUUCCGCGCGCGAGUACGCCACGCUUCACAGGUACAUCAUUUCGCGGUCCAGGACGCUGCGCCGGGCAGCACCCACGCCCGCGGCGGUGGACAAGGCGCUGCAGCCGCAGAGGAAGGGCGGCGGCGACGACUACAACGCCGCGGCUGUGCGGCACGCGCUGAGGGUGUUUGUCGCGACCAUGGUUGGGAUGAAGGGCUGGGAGGCCAUUUCCCGCCGCGUGGACCCGAGUGCCAGUGACAAUGGGCCAAAGCAGCCGCUGCACAAGUCUCGGGCCCUGAGGCUCUCGGUGUCUCUCUCGUCGAUUCUGCUCCUGUACAGGUUCCUCUUCCGCUUCCUCUCGCGCCUGCGAGCGCACCUCCUGGACCCGCAGCUGCGCGUCUCCAUUGCCAUCUACGCCAUGUUCCGCGCGCUCGAGUUUGCGUGGAACGUCUGCGAGAGCGAGGGCCUCGUCUGGGGCGUCGGGGGGGGCAAGAAGCGCGAGCGGCCGUGGUGGUUUGGGAGCUGGAUGCUUCAACCGCUGGCCUUUGGGCAGCUGCUGCACGCCGUGGUGUUUGACCGCGACUGUUUUCCCGCUGCAUACGGCAGCUUCAUCUUCAAAAACUCGGACGGAUACCUGCACGCGCGGCCAGAGGGCUACUCGGGCACCGCCAGAUGGCCCUCCACCACGGACGUGGUCGAGAGCCUCGCCCGCAUGGCCAGGCUCAACUGGCCGGCGUACAUAUCGCCAACCAUGUUCCCGGCCAAGGAGGUGCUGCCGCCCGGCCUCGAGGCCAUAUCGCCGCUGACGUGCCGGGCGCACCCGCUCAUCACGUCGCUCUCGUGCGCGGCGCUGCACCCCUCGGACCCGUCGUGCGCCCGCACCUACCUCACCUUUUGGCUCGGCUCCUUCCCCCCGAUGGCGCGCUUCUUCCUCGCCGUCUGCUCGGCCCUCGCCGUCGUCGCGCGCUUCAGGUCGCUGUACCACUUCCCCGUCACCACGCUCCAAAAGGUCGUUGCCAGCGCGCUCCGCAUGUCCGCCUUUGCCACGGGCGCCAUCUCCACCGCCUGGGCGUCCAUCUGCUUCUUCCAGACGUACCUGCCGCGCCGGGUGCUGGCCACGCAGCGCUUCUUCCUGGGCGGCUUCCUCGCCGGGCUGUGGGCCUGGGUUGAGCGCCGCCACGGCCGCGGCGUCUUCCUGUACAGCGCGAGGGCGAGCGUCGACAGCCUGUGGAAGGUUGGCGUCAAGAGGAGGUGGUGGAGGGCCAUGAAGGGCGGUGACGUGUGCGUGUUUGUCCUGGCCUUGAUGGUGACGGGCGUGGUCUACGAGAGGGACGCGAGGGCCCUCCGCGAGAGGGAGUGGAGGAAGGGCGUCAGUUGGGUCAGGGGCGAGGGCUGGCGGGAUUGGGCCAUGGACGACGAUGAGGACGCCGACGAGGCGAAUGAGAACAAGAUUGAGUGA